AUGGAUAAGAAAUAUUCCGAAGAGGAUAUUGACGCCUUAAUUAAGCACAUGGUUGAGAAACGUCCUAAAUUGGUAGCCGCUCUCAAAAGCUAUGAUCGCCCUGCGGCAUAUCUAAUUUUCACAGGGCACCUUCCCGCUGGCACAGAUCUCAGCCACAUGGGUCUGAAAAUCACGGAAGCACUGGACGCAGAUCAGAAGGAGGCAUCACGUGACAAUUGCCUAUGGGCCUCAAUGGUGUGGAAGUGGCAAGAACAACCUAGCAAGUGGUAA
Molecule: messenger RNA, 270 nt
Organism: Aspergillus melleus
Lineage: Eukaryota; Fungi; Ascomycota; Eurotiomycetes; Eurotiales; Aspergillaceae
Exons: 1
Coding region: 1-270 (89 amino acids)
Source: RefSeq, a predicted model, not a curated record